AUGCCACCGAAAAAGUCUUCUCAACAAUCUGGCGAUGGCGCCUCUGGAACAAGUGUAAAUCUACCAUUUAUCUCGGCGGAAAUCGGAAAACUUACUAAGCUUGACAUUAGCAGCUGUUCUCCUGAAGGAUUUGAGAUAUGGAAACAACGAUGGGACUCUGUUAUGACGAUUACUCGGUUUUAUGAACUCUCAAAUGAAACUCAAAAAGCUCUCUUUAUUAAUGUACUUAGUGAUGAUACUAUCAAACGAAUGAACAACUUAGGACAACAAGAUGUUCAAACUCUUAUUGAAUCUUUUCAACGCCAGGUAUGUGGCAGUUCAAAUAUAUUUGUGCAUGAAUAUGAAUUCCACAAACGAGUACAAGGCUCGAAUGAAUCGUUUGACGAGUUUUACAAUGAUCUACAAACACUAUUAAAUAAAUGUCAAUACAAGGACUGUUGCCAGAGCUCAACACGAAUGUCGUGUAAGAACCGAAUUUCUCUUGGCACGUCUCGUGGUCGGUAUAAAGUCUCAUGA
Messenger RNA from Paramuricea clavata, 516 nucleotides. NCBI's taxonomy places the organism in Eukaryota, Metazoa, Cnidaria, Anthozoa, Malacalcyonacea, Plexauridae. The record is from the annotation of a GenBank genome assembly.